CAUGCAGCCAUCUUUUUCUAAGAAGUUAAACAAAGAUGGUCUUAGCCCCAUGCACCUUGCUUUGCAAAAGGAGGACAUGCUAAUGGUGAUGUGGCUUAUGGAUGUUGACGGAAACCUUGUCCGUGUCAAAGGAAAAGGGGGUUUCACUCCUUUGCAUUAUGCAGCUGAACAAGGAAACUUGUCUAUUUUGAGAGAAUGUUAUAAAGGUUGCCCCGAAUCUAUCAAAGAUGUCACCUUUCAGGGCGAUACUGCUUUACACCUUGCAGUAAAGAAGCACCAAAAGGAUGCUUUUGAAUUGUUGUUGAUGGAAUGGCUUAGGCAGUCUGAAUUGGAAGAUGCUGAAUUUUGGGAAAGAGAGAUCCUCAACUGGAAAAACAAGGAAGGUAAAACGGUGCUGCAUAUUGCUGCUUCGGAGAAUGGAUGGAAAGAUCAAUACCAGGUACUAGAAAUUUUGCUGCGAUGUCAUGCUAGAACUGAUAUAGAAGAUCAUAAUGGUUUGACGGCUAAGGAAAUCCUCAAAGGCCAAGUUGGAUUAAAGGAAAGACAAAUUUGGAAUAUGCAAGCAGCCGGUACAGGAUUUUUGUUUCCAUUAAUAUUAUUAUAUAGAAGUUUGAUAUCUCCUAGACAUUCAGUCCCUCAGAAAGCUCAGAAAUCAAGAUCAAAGUCAAGGUCUUUGCUGUGGAAAUUACGUCGGAGAAGCGAAAGGAAAUCGAGUAGCAGGCGCAAUACAGAGCUGUUAGUUGAUACACUGAUUUUAACAGCCAUGUACCAGGCAUCACUGAGUCCACCUGGUGGUCUUUGGCAGGGUGAAUCUAAUAAGGAUUUUAAAUGGCAUUAUCACGUCUCCGUUACUGGACCAACUGUUCCUCCUCCUGCUCCACCACCACCACGCUUUUCGGGUACAUCAGUAAUGUCUACAAACGCCUUACUUGUAUUUUACAUUUUAUACGCUGGCUUGUUUCUCCUAACAGCUUGGCGAACAAUGGCAAAUCUUAUCAAUGACGGCAGCGGAUUAUCAUUUACUUUUUUUUCUGUCAGUUGGUUGAUAGGUUCCUACUUGUUUUCAAUGUCAGUCAUAACACCGCCUAACGGCUACAUUGGCUCCAAAGUUACCACGUAUGCAUGUGCAGCAAUAUUGCUUGCAGGCCUCAUAUUUUAUAUUUGUAACCAAUUAUUAGUACCUAGCGAGCCUAGAAUAAAACCCAGAAGACGUCGCCAGACAAUUUGUGACAGGAAAGAAUGGUGGUAAUAGAUAUAUAGAUAGCACCCCAUUGACGCUCUUCUUUCAGUAGUAGCUUAAUUAAUUAGCUUUGUCUGUGGAUGUCUGUAUGAUAGCGUGUAUGUUAGUGAGCAUUAAUAGAGUUCCUAGUGUAUAAAACUGUUGUAAUCCUUUGUUAAUUAUUAUCAUCCAAUCUGUAUUAGUCUUUCAUUCCUAUGUAACUACUGCCACUUGUAUUGUUGUACCACAUAUGUAUAUAUUAGUCUCUUAAUCAAUGAGUACCAUAAGUUUAGUAAA
This is a messenger RNA of Hevea brasiliensis (rubber tree), 1516 nucleotides long. RefSeq names its product ankyrin repeat-containing protein BDA1. NCBI's taxonomy places the organism in Eukaryota, Viridiplantae, Streptophyta, Magnoliopsida, Malpighiales, Euphorbiaceae. The record is from RefSeq and is a predicted model, not a curated record. Bases 2 to 1249 code for a protein of 415 amino acids. Gene Ontology annotation, molecular function: protein binding. The transcript is spliced from 2 exons.